This is a messenger RNA of Solea solea (common sole), 1493 nucleotides long. RefSeq names its product odorant receptor 131-2-like. Bases 35 to 976 code for a protein of 313 amino acids. Gene Ontology annotation, molecular function: G protein-coupled receptor activity. The record is from RefSeq and is a predicted model, not a curated record. The transcript is spliced from 2 exons. NCBI's taxonomy places the organism in Eukaryota, Metazoa, Chordata, Actinopteri, Pleuronectiformes, Soleidae. Gene Ontology annotation, cellular component: membrane. Gene Ontology annotation, biological process: G protein-coupled receptor signaling pathway.
AAACAGGUGUGAAGAGCAGCUCAACCACACACUCAUGAACCUUUCAAACAUCAGCAGGAACUUCACAGCGCCUGUCAUCAGGGAGACUUUACAAGGAGUCAUCAUCAAGAAUGUGAUCACUGUGGUUCUCUGCAUCUCCAUCAACUAUGUCAACAGCACCCUGGUGCACACAUUCAUAAAACACCAGGUUUUUAACAUGAAUCCUCGCUACAUCCUCUACAUCCAUCUGGUGAUCAACGACAUCAUCCUCCUGACGCUGUUCACCCUCAUUCAAGUCGUGAGUUAUAUCGUGUGGACUCUCAACGUCUCCCUCUGUAUGACUUUGGUGCUCGCCGCCGUCUUCGCAACUAUCAACAAUCCUCUAACGCUGGCCUUCAUGGCCGUAGAGUGCUACGUCGCCAUUUGCUUCCCGCUCCGACACACGCAGAUCUGCACGGUGAAGAAAACGUACGCGGUGAUCGGAGUGAUUUGGAUGCUGAGUUCAUUUUAUGUCCUGCCAGAUUUAUUUAUCGCGUUGGCCACAGAGUCUGUGGAAUUCUUUCAUUCCAGACUUGUUUGCCGCACAGAUUACGUUUUCAGAAAUCCCGGUCGCAACGAGAGGAGAAAAAUAUUCAACAUAGUGUUUUUGAUCGGUGUUUGGCUCACUCUGUUCUACACAUACUUCAGGAUCCUCGUCACGGCACAAGCAGCCGCUACAGACGCCAAGAAGGCGAGGAACACCGUGCUCCUCCACGGCUUCCAGCUGCUGCUGUGUAUGCUCACCUAUGCUUACUACUUGAUGAUUGAAGGCCUGUUAUUCUUGUUCCCAAAUGGGAUCAUGGUCAUUCGCUUUGCCGUCUCCAUAUUUAUCCAUAUUCUCCCACGACUCAUCAGUCCGGUGGUUUACGGGCUGCGAGACAAGACUUUCAGAAAGUACUUGAAAAAUUAUCUGUUCUGUAUGACGAGUUCUGACACUCAUCCACAAAAGAAAUCUUAAGAGGCCUUUCCAUCAAGUGGAACAGUUCAGUUUGGUACAGUAUGAUAUGUAUUUUUUUGGGUUUCCAUUAGACGAGACGAGUACCAAAAUAACCAGGACCUACCAUUCCAUUUUUCGCACCCUUCCUUUGGGGUACCAGAGUAAGAUGGUACUGUCAGAGUGGCGGUAAACUGUCUCCACAAACGUCUCUGACUUGGGAUCUAUUCUCAUACAAAGCUUUGACGUCUUGUUGAAACUGAGCAGAAAAAAAGCUGCUGGAUGUCCUCCAUUGUUGUCUUUUGCAUCAUGUUUUAUGUUGUCGUUUGAUGUCGUCACAACAGUACGUCAUGCUACGUCGGCCCACACCCCACCUACCAAGUAUAGGUACUGUUCUCUUUCGAAACACAAGCCUCGCCAUUCUAAACUGUACAAAACUACCAAACCAAACUGUAUCACGAUGGAAGCACAACAUAUGAAGUUCUGUUUUUGUUUCUCCUGCUAUACUAGACUAAAGUAUGACAGUUUCUUUGGUAUAAUA